Molecule: messenger RNA, 3514 nt
Organism: Oryzias melastigma (Indian medaka)
Lineage: Eukaryota; Metazoa; Chordata; Actinopteri; Beloniformes; Adrianichthyidae
Gene: zfp36l2
Product: zinc finger protein 36, C3H type-like 2
Exons: 2
Coding region: 686-1912 (408 amino acids)
Molecular function (GO): metal ion binding; mRNA binding
Source: RefSeq, a predicted model, not a curated record
CAAACUGAAACAGAGCUGUAAAAGGAUCCGAAACUACUGGAUGUGACUUUAGAGGAGAUAAAACAACUUUAAUGGGUGAAAGUUUCUGGGAAAACUGUACUUUUUUGAGACAUAUAUGCGGGCUGUUGCUGCAGUGUGGACUCUGGUUAUGCAAUCAGUGGAUUCCAAAAAUUCUGCGUGGACUGCUCCCCGCUCAUAGCUGCGGUCUCAGCCCGUCCACAGGCAGCUUGAGGGCGGGGGACAAACGCACGUUUCCAGACUCGUCUUCUCCGUGUUCGUGAAAACCGAAAAGCAAAACCCACUUCCACAAAACUGAUUAGAGAGACGCAGGAGGUUUUUUUUUUUCUUUUUUUUUCCCUCCUCGUGGGGGUGUUGCGCGGCUUGAAUUUCAAGGCGUGGUGUACAAGAAUCGGCGACCAACCCGCGACUGGAGGACUUUCUUGCGAAGUGCCAGGAGGCGCCGCCUUCCUUUUCGCGCCUCCCGGCUGAAGUCAGGGUUUAUAACCGGCCGGAGGCUCCGGCUCGCAGUGAAGCAGCUCUCUGGUUCAGCGCUUCUAGCGGGGACGUCAACACAAACCUGCCCCCCUGUCGACUUCCCCCCAGCAACUUUUUCAAACUUUUUUCCAAAAACCAGUCGUGGCACGAACCAGCGCUCGGUGCGUCCAGGGAUCCAGCUCGGUUCUCCAUGAAAGACGGAGCGCGGCUGCAGCUUUGGGGAUCAGAGAUGUCCGCGACGGUCCUGUCUGCGUUCUACGACAUGGACAUGCUCUAUAAGCACGACAAAAGCAUGAACAUGAACGCGCUCCACAUCAACAACAUGCUGGAUAAGCGGGCGGUGGGCGCCCCCGUGGCGGCCCCGGGCUCCGGCGGCCCCUUCACGCCGACCUUCUACCGCAGGAACUCGACCAGCAACGUGGAGGCGAUGAACAACAAGUUCUCCGCGGGCCCCUACGGAAGCCUGAAGGAGAACACGCCGAGCGGCGGCAGCGCCACGGCGCUCAUGAACAAGGAGAACAAGUUCCGCGACCGCGCCUACAGCGAGAACGGAGACCGGGGCGUGCUGCAGCAGAAGCCCGGCUCGCAGAUCAACUCCACCCGCUACAAGACGGAGCUGUGCCGGCCCUUCGAGGAGAACGGCUCCUGCAAGUACGGGGAGAAGUGUCAGUUCGCGCACGGCUACCACGAGCUGCGGAGCCUCUCCCGCCACCCCAAGUACAAGACGGAGCCGUGCCGCACCUUCCACACCAUCGGCUUCUGCCCCUACGGGCCCCGCUGUCACUUUAUCCACAACGCCGAGGAGCGGCGCCCCGCUCCGCCCGCCAACGCCAACGUGCAGGCGGCGGAGCCCCGCGGCGGCUUCGGCCAGCGGGACGUCCUGCCGCCGCAGCAGCAGCUCGGCUUCACCCAGCGGGACAGACCAAAGCUCCACCACAGCCUCAGCUUCUCCGGCUUCUCCACCCACCACGGACUGGACUCCCCGCUCCUGGACAGCCCCACGUCCCGGACCCCUCCGCCCCCCGCCUCGGCCUCCUCCAGCUUCUACGAGGAGGUGCUGGCGCACACCUCCGUGCCCUGCAUCAACAGUGCCUUCUCCUUCCCCGGGCAGGACCUAAAGGCCUUACUCGCCCCGCUGGCGGUGCACACCCCCGGCGGCUACAACAACCACUCCACAGGUGCCUACUUCCCGUCCUCCCCCACCUACAACAUCAGCCACCUGCAGGCGCUGCGCCGCCUCAACGACUCGCCGGUGUUCGAGCCGCCGCCGAGCCCCCCGGACUCGCUCUCCGACCGGGAUAGCUACGCCAGCGGCUCGCUGAGCUCCUCCGGGAGCCUGAGCGGCUCCGAGUCCCCGAGUCUGGACGCGGGGAGGCGGUUGCCGAUCUUCAGCAGGCUGUCGAUUUCCGACGACUAGUGUCAGUGUGUGGAUUAUGGAGGGUGCACACUUCCCGACGUGCCUCUGAGCAAGACUUUUUACCCUUCGGGGGUGCCGACCCCCCCUGCUCCGACCCCCUGGAGGGGGGCAAGAGGGGGGUUCCCCCCCACGAGGAUCAGUUAAGCUUUCAAGUAUCUUGAUCUGGCAUUAGACUAGUAUUUUUUCUCCUUUCUAUGUAAUAUAGCUGUAUUAAAACUUAGAUAGCAAACAGAAGGCAUUCCAUCAGUGCCUUGCCCAAGGGCUCACGGCAGCAGCCCCCCUCUCCCGGGAUUGUGACUUGAGAAGAGACUGAGCGGUUUCAGAUUUCCUCCCAUCCUGCCAAGAAUAUGCCUUGACUCAAAGUAACAUGUUUUCUUCAUUCCAGUUCUGCCUUCUAGCGCCACCCAGUGGUUGGUUUGGUUAGUGUUGCUUGGUUGCAAAGCACUCUUGAGUUGGGUUUGUUUGGGGAAAUCACUGCUGAUGGUUGAAUAUAUAUAUAUAUUUUUUUAGCAGUUUUUUUUUUUUUUUGAGUGAUUUACAUAGCGGUGCUUAACUUGCUAUGGACUAUUUAACUUAUUUAUUAUCUUGUGAAAAAAAGUAUAGGCUACAUUGGUAAUUUGUGUCCAUACUGUAUUUAUCAAGUAUGAUGAAGCAAUAGAUCUAUAUUCUUUUAUGUUUAAAUUAUGAUCGCCAUUAUUAAUCUGCAUAAAGUGGAGUGUAUGUUCUUUUCACAGUAAUAUAUAUAUUGUUUUUUCCUUUUUUUUGUAACUUCACUUUUUAUUGUAAAUGAGUAAAAACAAAUCUUAAUUUAAGAGAACGUAUGUGAUAUUUAUUUCAUUAAUUUUCGUUCCUUGUUUACGUUUAUUAAAACAAAAGUUUGCGUGAUUGCUGUCAGUGCUGUAGAAGGCCUUGUUUUUUUUUCUUUAUUCUUUGGAGGAUCCCCAUUAGCUGUGUGUGUAGAAUGUAUAAACAGAGGUUGUACAGACCGUCCAAACCUUGUUGACCUACAUCAGCGACAAAGAACCCGAGUCAAUAAAUUAACCAAAAAGUAUUUUAUUUUUCUUCUUUCUCCUGUUUGCACGAGGUCACACUGUGAUUCCAGCCGCGUGCUAAAGAAUGUAGCAAUCCCUUGUGCCCCAGUAUUAUUGUGUAGUGCCUGUUGGGGUUCACCAUCUUUACAUGCCUUAAAAAUUAACCAAAUAAAGUAUUUUUCCUACAUUUUUUCUAUAAGAGUUGAAUGUAGUGUUCUCGACCCUGAUUCUGAGGUUGUUACCACUCGGACAGAAGCGACCUUCACCCUUUGUCCCCAUUCCUUUUUCUUGUUCUUUUCGUAUAGAGUCUAGUUUUUUGGAGAGGAAAGUGGACGAACACGUCUGGUUUGUACAUAGUAGGUACAGGGGGAUGCGCACUAUGUACUUUUGACUACUUUAUCAGAAGUAAAGCUUUUUGAAUGUAACAAACGGACAAAAAAAAAGACGAGAGUUGUGAUGUUUUCGUUUUUUGGGGAGUCUGUUCACUACAAAUUGAGUGUGAGACUGUUAACUUUGUACUGUACAUUUUUUUUGUAGUUCUCCCAAUAAAAAAAAGAAAAUCAUUUUGAGA